GGGAUGACGCGUCUGAGUCAAUCCAAGCAAAAGGCGCACAUUGGCACUGCUUGGCCAGUUUUCCUCUCCCCGGGUUUUUUCUUCGCACUGGCAGCGAGAACUGAAAAUCCUCAAUCGUUUGCAGCGUCGCCGAGACUAGCAAAUAUACUUGCUUCCGAAUAAUGCGCAACAUCUAUCCCACUAUCCCAUUGACUAAUAGGAAACUUAAUGUGCCAUCCUCGCAAUUCUUCCAGCACCGUUGCUACUAGCUACAAUCAGAAGGUGUUAAUCGUGUACGGGUGGUUUAGCUGGCUAGUGCAUAUAUGCGCGCUAGCUGUUCCCUGGACAUUAGCUCAAUGCUGGCUAUGCUCGCAGUUUCCGUCCACAUUGAUCCUCGAUCCUCACCUCGAUGUGUACACUCAAAAUUCGGCCAAGCCAGAGGAACGAUGCGGUGAUGAUCCGACCGAGUGGAUUUCAUGAACUACUCUUCAUAGCUGUGCCGGUGCCUGCCUAGGGGUGGAGUAGCAUAGAGAGGGAAGCUCUCCUGUUCCUGGCCCCUUUACCCCUUUAGUCACUUCUGUUCUGUCGAUCAUGAGUACUAUGUUCUAUUUCUACUGAUAACUAGGGAUGAUAUAAUGUACAGCGUGUUCUCAUUCUGUC
Molecule: messenger RNA, 639 nt
Organism: Aspergillus eucalypticola CBS 122712
Lineage: Eukaryota; Fungi; Ascomycota; Eurotiomycetes; Eurotiales; Aspergillaceae
Exons: 1
Coding region: 208-459 (83 amino acids)
Source: RefSeq, a predicted model, not a curated record